AUGCUCAAUUUCCAUUCCAAGGAGGUUCGGCAACUCCUGCACAACAAGUUUGUGGUCAUCCUGGGCGACUCGAUCCAGAGGUCGGUGUAUAAAGACCUCAUCCAGCUUCUGCAGAGUGACUCCCUGCUUUCCUCUUCGCAAAUGAAGUCCAAGGGGGAGCUCCGCUUUGAAAACGACCACUUAAUCGAAGGGGGAGUUCUGGGGGAGCUACACAAUGGGACCCAGUAUCGUGAAGUCCGCCAGUACCGCACGGACCACCACCUCAUCCGCUUCUACUUCCUCACUCGCAUCUACUCGGAGUACCUGGAGAGCAUCCUGGAAGAUUUCCGGGCUGGCCCACAACCAGAUGUGUUGGUCCUCAACUCCUGCGUCUGGGAUCUCUCAAGGUAUGGCACCUCUUCCAUGGAGGAAUACUGUGGGAACCUGCAGACCGUCUUCAACAGACUCGACGCGGUGCUCCCUGCCUUUUGCUUGGUCAUCUGGAACAUGACCAUGCCGCUGGGCCCCAGGGUUACCGGGGGCUUCCUUAUCCCAGAGCUACGGCACCUGAGCCAGUCCCUGCGCAACGACAUCAUUGAGGGCAACUUCUAUGGGGCCACCCUGGCCAGCCUGCACCUCUUUGACGUGGUGGACCUCCACUUCCACUUCCGCCAUGACUUGAGCAACCGGGUGAAGGACGGCGUCCACUGGAACAACGUGGUGCACCGCAGGAUCACGAAUCUGCUCUUGGCCCACGUGGCGGACGCUUGGGGCGUGGAAAUCCCGGACACAAAGUCUCGCGAAGGCCCAUCGUGCAACGAGCUGUCUCUGUCCUCUGACCGCCUACCAACAUCUAUGCCGCCACCCCCUCCUCCAAUGCCUCUUGCUCGGCUCCAUCAGCCUGCAUUUCAUGAAGACUUCCUCUUCAGACCCAACACCUGGGGGACAUGCGAGACCUACUCUGGAGCCACCUGCUUUGAGGAUUCCCAAGUCCCCCCAUUCCAUCUGGAUGCUGCCAAGCUUAACACCUUCCAGGAUCUCGGGGGUGCUGUGGCCGCCUUUCCUGACCCGAGCCUCCUCCAGCCUUACCCUUCGUGCAACAAGGAAAAUAUCCUCCUGCGCUCUCAUCAUCGAAAGAGGAAGACCCGUGGCAUCGAGAACAGGCAGGGCUUGAUCAUGCGCAGCAAGCCCUUUUGGCAGAAGGAUGUCACCCCCUACGAGAGGGCCCAGCCCAGGAUGUACAGGGAUGCACCCUUCCAGAGGGCCCACCAUGAUUACUACUGA
This is a messenger RNA of Euleptes europaea (tarantolino), 1263 nucleotides long. Its product is annotated as PC-esterase domain-containing protein 1A-like. The transcript has 7 exons. NCBI's taxonomy places the organism in Eukaryota, Metazoa, Chordata, Lepidosauria, Squamata, Sphaerodactylidae. The record is from RefSeq and is a predicted model, not a curated record. Bases 1 to 1263 code for a protein of 420 amino acids.